GCCAAGGCUCAUCCGGCUAAGGAAGCCUCGAGCGCCGAUCCGGUGGUUUGGUCCUCCAGUUGUUUUUAAACCUGCUUUCCCCUUCCUCCUUCCCAAGUUGUUUGAGGAUUGUUCUCGCCUUUCCUCUCGUUUGACGUCGCCUCAUUGCUUUCGAAUCGGCAAGCUCCACAGACAAUGAUGAUGAGCACGUUUGGCCGCCAGCGAACGCCCGUCUGGGGCUGGUGUCUCCUGGCCUUCCAGUCUUGUUGGAUGGCCGCGCGAGCGACGGUGGCCGAAUUCGACUUGAUAUUUCCGCGCAACGAGACAUACGCCCCAGCCCCGCUCCUGCCCGUUGUUCUGGCCAUGCAGCCCCCCGACUUGAUUGCGGCUUUUGACCCGUCCUAUAGUUAUGAUAUCUACGACUCGGCUGGCAGCCCUGUUACCCUGAAUUACAGCGGCGUGCUGAACCACAACGAGUUUAGGGGCAACGACACCUUCUUCCUGCCCGAGUAUGUCACCGGACUGAACGAUAUUGAGGGUACCUGGAAGCUUGUCUUGACUUUGAAGACGCGCACUUGCGAAGCGGCACCGGGCGCCGGACCGAACAACGUCAACAUCACCCGUGUGAGCCAGCCGAUGAGCGUUUUUUUCACCACCAAAAAGGGCGCCCCGCAAGUCCUGGACGCCCUCCAAGGAGACUGCACCCACGUGAAGGGCCUGGCUUACAACGCCACGAAGACGUUGCGGGUGCCGGAAGAGAAAAACACCGACUGUGCUGUCGUUGCACCGGACCCGUCGCUGAAGCCCGAUCCUUGCAAUAAUGCGAAGUUAAACGACACGGCUGCGUCGAGCAUCUCGGCGGCCAUCGCGUCUGCGAAUUGCGCCGAGUCGCAUCCGGUGCUGAGCUGCCCGCCGGCUCAGACCGCCCCGCCGACUCAGACCGCCCAACCGGCUUCUCCGAGCGCAACGGCGCCCCCGAGUUCGACACCUUCAGAUAACGCAGCAGCGAGCGCGUUGCCGUCUCGGGCGGUGGGAGCGGCAGGGCUUGCAGCGGCGACUUGGUUCAUGUAUUCCCUUCUCUAAGGGGCGGAAUGGGCUGGUAAUCAUUGCUGAGUGAUCGAGGCGGUUGGGAACGUCAGACGGAGGAGCCAGAAUACCACCUACUUGAUACCUUGUUCUUGACGCAGUCGAUGAAAUGUGCCACCAAGCCCGGGAUAUGAGACGAACGCCUCCGUAGAAGCUACCAAAAAGGGAGAGGGCCCCAUUGGGGUUUCGAGGUGAAACUCGAACUACCCCGGCGCGACUGGGCAGCCCCUCGCUUACCCAAAUCUUGAGAUCAGUCUGUUUUCGGCCGCCUGCGACAUGCGCUUGCCGGUACAUACAUCCACCCUGCCCUCCCGAUUCGGGAAUUCGGGACAAGCAGCAGUUGAACCUGAGACGCCAGCUAGGCGUUUGCUAGAAGCGAGACAGACAAGGACCUGACACUAAACCAAAACUUGGGAUGACAUUUAUUAGCUCUAGGUACCCGUGUUGGAACCGCUACGCUAGCUUAGGAAGAUGAAGCUAUCACGAUAUAAGCAAUGCGUACAACUAGAAUCAAUCGUGGUGUUAAGGAUGUUUUUU
Molecule: messenger RNA, 1602 nt
Organism: Thermothielavioides terrestris NRRL 8126
Lineage: Eukaryota; Fungi; Ascomycota; Sordariomycetes; Sordariales; Chaetomiaceae
Exons: 1
Coding region: 175-1062 (295 amino acids)
Source: RefSeq, a predicted model, not a curated record